UAAAGGAAAGAGAGUAACAGCACGUGAAAGAACAUAGAGUAGACUGUAUAAAAACAGGAAAACACCCGUUAAAUCUCGUCUGAUAACACAACACAUCCGCUCCGCGUCCCCGUACCUGGUUUUCGUCACUGAAGUCGGAGCGCACUCGGAUUGGCUGGAGCUCCGGCGGCUCGCGCGGGGUUCGCGCGCCUCUCCAACUGUCCUUCAGAAGGCGGGGAGCGCGCGCGGGAGGAACUUCACUGACAGACGGCCUUCCUUGAACAUGAACUUACCUCAGGAGCGCUGAUUUACCUGCUUACACCUCAGCCACGGCGUUUCGCGAAGCCUUGAGAGAAAAACCUCUCUGAAGAGGAUAUUUAAUCCUAAACAUUUGGUGCUUGACGCGCGCUGUCAGUCAGAAGAGCGCGCUGAGGUAACGUAAAAACCAACGGAUUUCAUUCCGCCGCCACGGGCUUCGACUCCGGGUUCAUUAUAAACAACAUCUCCAGAGGUUCCUCUGAUUGUUAUUUCACCUGAUCGACGGAUUUCUGUCUGGUUUCGACUGUUUGGAUGAUGGGAAGAAGUCAAAAGACUGCGAGAGGAGACCGAGGCGGAUCGGGAUUCUUAACGCAGAUGAUCACGGUGUUCGUUUUUACUCUUUCAACGCUCGUCAGCACCGGAGCGGCUCAAGAUGACGACUAUCUGGGAUUGGGUGAACUCCCGGAGACGUUCCCCUCGGAUCCGCCCGAGCCGCUUCCGCACUUCCUGAUGGAGCCGGAGGAGGCGUACAUCGUCAAGAACAAGCCUGUUAACCUUUACUGCAAAGCCACGCCGGCCACGCAGAUCUACUUCAAGUGCAACAGUGAGUGGGUCCAUCAGAAGGAGCACACGGUGGAGGAGCGCGUGGACGAGACCUUGGGUCUGGUGGUGCGCGAGGCCAGUAUCGAGAUCACCCGUCAGCAGGUGGAGGAGAUCUUCGGUCUGGAGGAUUUCUGGUGUCAGUGUGUGGCCUGGAGCUCGGCGGGAACCACCAAGAGCCGUAAAGCCCACGUCCGGAUCGCCUAUCUCAGGAAAACAUUCGACCAGGAGCCUCUGGGAAAGGAAGUGUCGCUCGAACAGGAAGUGCUUCUCCAGUGCCGCCCGCCAGAAGGAAUACCUGCUGCUGAGGUGGAGUGGCUGAAGAACGAGGAGAUCAUCGACCCCGCAGACGACAGGAACUUCUACAUCACCAUCGACCACAACCUGAUCAUCAAACAAGCGCGUCUGUCCGACACCGCCAACUACACCUGCGUCGCCAAGAACAUCGUGGCCAAACGCCGCAGCACCACGGCCACCGUCAUCGUCUACGUGAACGGAGGCUGGUCGACGUGGACGGAGUGGUCAGUGUGCAGCAGUCGCUGUGGGCGGGGCUAUCAGAAGAGGACACGCAGCUGCACCAAUCCCACGCCUCUGAACGGAGGAGCCAUCUGUGAGGGUCAAGCCAUCCAGAAACUGGCCUGCAACCCGCUGUGUCCAGUGGACGGUCUGUGGACGGAGUGGAGCAAGUGGUCGACGUGUGGGACAGAGUGCACUCACUGGAGACGGCGCGAGUGCAGCGCUCCGGCUCCCAAAAACGGAGGCAAGGACUGCGAGGGAAUGGUGCUGCAGUCCAAGAACUGUACGGAUGGGCUCUGUAUGCAGAGUUCCUUAUAUCAGAAGUCCUCCGAACACACAGACCAGAGCAAUGCUCUUCCUCAUCCAUCGGCCCCCAGCACUGAUGAUGUGGCUCUGUACGUGGGCAUCGUCAUCGCCGUCAUCAUGUGUUUGGUCAUCUCCGUCAUCGUGGCGCUGCUCGUCUACAGGAAGAACCACCGAGACUUCGACUCGGACAUCAUGGACUCGUCGGCGCUCAACGGAGGCUUCCAGCCGGUCAACAUCAAGACGGCGCGCACAGCGGAUCUCCUCACGGCUCCUCCGGACCUGACCUCGGCUGCUGCCAUGUACAGAGGACCUGUCUACGCCCUCCACGACGUCUCUGAUAAGAUCCCCAUGACCAACUCUCCCCUGCUGGAGCCGCUGCCCAACCUGAAGAUCAAGGUGUACAACUCGUCCGGUCUGGUGACGCCGCAGGAGGACCUGUGUGACCUCUCUCCCAAACUGGACAGUGACACGGUCAGCCGCCGCGCACACACACUCCUGCGCUCCUGGGACCCCUCCUGCACCGCCUUCGGCUCCUUCAACGCCCUCGGGGGCCAUCUGAUCGUGCCCAACUCAGGCGUGAGCUUGUUGGUGCCGGCGGGGGCCAUCCCUCAGGGCCGUGUCUAUGAGAUGUACGUGACGGUUCACAGGAAGGAGAGCAUGAGGCCGCAGGUGGACGACACACAGGAGACGGUCCUGAGUCCGGUGGUCAGCUGUGGUCCUCCUGGGGCUCUCCUGACCCGACCCGUCAUCAUCACCAUGCACCACUGCGCCGAGGCACACAGCGAGGACUGGCUCAUCCAGCUCAGGAGCCAAUCACAGCAGGGCCAGUGGGAGGACGUGGUGGUGGUGGGCGAGGAGAACUUCACCACUCCCUGCUACAUCCAGAUGGAGGAGGAAGCGUGUCACAUCCUGACGGAGACGCUGGGCACGUACUGUCUGGUGGGUCAGUCGGUCAGCGCCGCCGCCGCUAAGAGACUGAAGCUGGCCAUCUUCGGUCCGGUCAGCUGCACCGUCCUGGAGUACAACAUCAGAGUCUACUGUCUGGACGACACGCAGGACGCGCUCAAGGAGGUGCUUCAGAUAGAGAAGCAGAUGGGAGGGAAGCUGCUGGAUGAACCCAAGUCUCUGAACUUCAAGGACAGCACACACAACCUGCGUCUGUCUCUGCACGACGUCCCACACACUCUCUGGAAGAGCAAACUCAUUGCUAAAUACCAGGAGCUGGCGUUCCAGCAGGUGUGGAGCGGCUCUCAGAGGAACCUGCACUGUGUCUUCACUCUGGAGCGCUUCAGCUCCUCCACACUGGAGCUCUGCUGCAAGCUGUGUGUGCGACAGGUGGAGGGAGAAGGGCAGAUCUUCCAGCUCAGCAGCACACUCUCUGAGGUCAUCACCACACAAACACAAGUCUGCUUUAUUUAUACACUGCUUUCAACAACACAGGUUGUGUCAAAGCAACUGUACAGCAUUAAGUAGAAUAGUGUGUCAAUAAUGUCAGUUUUAGGUUCAAGGCAGUUCAUCAUUGAAUUCAGUGAUGUCAUCAUCCAGCUCAGUUCAGUUUAAAUAGUGUCUGUGCAAAGUUGACCAUAUCACUGGAAAUUAAAUGUCCCCAAAUAAGCAAGCCAGAGGAACCCAAAGUGUGUGUGUGUGUG
Messenger RNA from Carassius auratus (goldfish), 3308 nucleotides. RefSeq names its product netrin receptor UNC5C-like. Gene Ontology annotation, biological process: netrin-activated signaling pathway; axon guidance. The record is from RefSeq and is a predicted model, not a curated record. Gene Ontology annotation, cellular component: membrane. The transcript is spliced from 15 exons. Lineage: Eukaryota; Metazoa; Chordata; Actinopteri; Cypriniformes; Cyprinidae. The coding region runs from base 550 to 3132 and encodes 860 amino acids. Gene Ontology annotation, molecular function: netrin receptor activity.